GUCUUGAGAGUCGCUUGGUGUCCGGACGAUACCGAAUAAAACAAAACCCCGAAACUACUCAUACACAGCAAACUGCUCCAGCAUGAAGCAGCAUGGGUUUCUCCUGUGCGUAGCGAUUGCGAUGUCGCUAGCUGCACCUCAGCAGGCAGAGCCGAUCGUGAAAGACGAUAUCGCAGAGAUACGAACGAUCGUGACGGAUCUGCUCGCGAGUGGUGUGCAAAUCAACCUGGAGCAGCAUCAGACCCGAUUCGUUGACGGUGACACAGAAAACCUGAUCAUAGAGAACUUUCUUUUUGCGAGCGAGGAUGGACUCGUUUUUACUGUAACCUCGGAGCGAGUUCUAGAUAAAAACUACCAACCAAAGGUGGUGUCCUACUUCGAUGUGACAGAUGACGACGCACAGAAGGUUCUGCUCUCGCUGCUUGGUGGAGGAAACAUUAAGACGUUAACCAUCAACAAGAAGUAAAGUUCCGGAAAGCUUAUGAGGCUAUCACACUAUCUGCAUGGCUAUUGAGGCAAAGCAAACGUUACCAUAAUAAAUUCAAUACCCAAAAAUAGACCCACUCUAUCCAGCU
Molecule: messenger RNA, 575 nt
Organism: Anopheles coluzzii
Lineage: Eukaryota; Metazoa; Arthropoda; Insecta; Diptera; Culicidae
Exons: 3
Coding region: 83-466 (127 amino acids)
Source: RefSeq, a predicted model, not a curated record